Messenger RNA from Protopterus annectens (West African lungfish), 1338 nucleotides. RefSeq names its product vomeronasal type-2 receptor 26-like. The transcript has 6 exons. The record is from RefSeq and is a predicted model, not a curated record. NCBI's taxonomy places the organism in Eukaryota, Metazoa, Chordata, Ceratodontiformes, Protopteridae. The annotation marks the transcript as partial. Gene Ontology annotation, cellular component: membrane. Gene Ontology annotation, biological process: G protein-coupled receptor signaling pathway. Gene Ontology annotation, molecular function: G protein-coupled receptor activity.
UUUUGUCCAAGUAAAAUCGUACCUGCCUCUGUUUGUGCUUCGGUUAAAAAUUUAGAUCCCUGGAGUCUUUUCCACUACAUUAAGAACACUCACUUUUGGAAUAAAAAUGGUGAAGAAGUAUUUUUUGAUAAGUAUGGCAACCCUCCAGCAUUGUUCAGCAUUGUAAACUGGCAAGUGUCAUCAGGAAAUUUGUUCCAAUAUCUGGAUGUUGGCCGCUUUGAAUACACAGUUGCAGAUAACCCAAACCUGACAGUGGAUGUUUCUGCUAUUGUGUGGAAUGCAGAUCAUGGAAAGAUCCCACAGUCAUUGUGCAGUGAAAGUUGUCCGAUGGGCCAUCGUAAAGCACCACAGCCAGGCCAGCCAAUCUGUUGCUUCAGCUGCAUUAUAUGUGCUCAAGGAGAGAUCUCCAACCAAACUGAUUCCACUGAGUGUCUGAAAUGUCCUAAAUAUGGUUGGCCCAGUGAGACACAAGACAAGUGCAUUAAGAAAGUAACAGAGUUCCUUUCAUAUGAAGAAUUGCUAGGCACAACAUUAACUGUGCUUUCCAUAUACUUAGCGAAGAACACCAUUGUCAUUCUAGUGAUAUUUAUAAAUUGCCACCAUACACCUGUUGUCAAGGCCAAUAAUAGAGAACUUAGUUUUUUGCUUUUAUUUAGUCUCAUGUUGUGCUUUCUCUGUUCACUUAUUUUCAUAGGCCACCCCACUCAUGUGACAUGUAUGCUUCGUCAAAGUGUAUUUGGCAUUAUUUUUACAUUGUCUAUCUCAUGUAUUUUAGCAAAAACUGUUGUAGUGAUCAUUGCCUUUAAUGCUAGCAAACCACACAACAAUCUACUGAAAUACACAGGUCCCAGAGUACCAAAACUUUUUGUCAUACUCUGUUUAUCUAUUCAGAUGAUAAUAUGUAUUUCUUGGUUAACUAUUUCUCCUCCAUUUCAGGAUGAAAAUACAACUUCUGUAACAGGAAAGAUCAUUAUAGAAUGUAAUGAAGGCUCACCUAUGGCAUUCUGGUGCAUGUUAUCAUAUAUGGGUCUUUUAGCUACUGUAAGCCUGGUAGUUGCAUUCCUGUCCAGGAAGCUCCCAGACAGCUUUAAUGAGGCAAAAUUUAUCACAUUCAGUAUGUUGGUAUUUGUUAGUGUGUGGAUGUCAUUUAUCCCAGCCUAUCUGAGCACACAAGGGAAGUAUAUGGUGGCUGUGGAAGUAUUUGCCAUUUUAUCUUCAGGGGGUGGACUCCUGUUUUGUAUAUUUGUUCCUAAGUGCUACAUUAUUCUCUUUAGACCAGAAAUGAAUACCAGAGACUACCUAAUGGGGAAGGGGGUGUUUAGGAAUGAAAACUAUUAA